AGAUGUCGUCUAAGAAAGAAGAUGGAGGAUAUUUUAUUUGGUCCGAUGAAACGAUCGGAAUUUUUAAUGAAAUAUGCAUUCAGUUCAUUCUUAAGAAUGGGAGGGGACAACAAUUUAGGUGGAAGGAGAUGCAAGCUUUGUUCGAGGAGAGAACAAAAAGGAAAUGUUCUUUUAAAAGCUUGAAAAAUAAGUUUGAUUUUAUGAAAAAGGAAUGGCGAUUAUGGAAAUUAUUGAAGCGUGAUGAGUCUGGUUUGGGUUGGAAUGCAUCCACUGGCACGCUGGAUUGUUCAGAUGAAUGGUGGGGUAAAAAAAUUAAGGAAAAAUCAGAAGUUAAGAAGUUCAGGCAUAAAGGAGUUUUGCCGCAUAUUGAAGAGCAAUGGGAUCAAAUAUUUGGGGACUCAGUAGUCACUGGAGUAGAAUGCGUGGCUCCAACGGCUACAAUUUUGGAGAAUAGCAAUCAAGGAAAUCACGAAGACAAUGUCAACUUGGAGGAUAACAAUGAUACUUACGAGGUAUUUAACAGAUAUAAUGCUGAACCAGAUCUGGAUAACUUUUUUCAAGAUUUUAUGCAAGAGGCUAGUGGGAACAUGCCUUCUGCUCCUACAAUUACCACUGUUGAAGAUGCAGGGACCGUUGCCACUAGUAAGAAGCGUAAACUAAGACAGUCUAAGGGAUCGGUGAAACUAAGUGAAAAUUUAGAGAGGGGGAAUACAUGUCUUCAAGCAAUUGAGCGUCUCUUGACUAAAAAGGAGAAAGUUGCUGAUGAUUGUGUUAGUGUUGGUGAUGUCAUGGUAAUUAUGACCAGAAUGGCUGAGAAUGGUGGGCUGGUCAGGAAUGGUGACUUAUGGUUUCAGAGCAUUUGUGUUCUUGACAGUCCUAGUCGAAGACAAUUCUUCAUGAAUUUUAAAGAUGACGAUGAAAGGCUCAACUGGUUGAAGUUUAUGCACGCAAAAGGAAUAUUUUAAGUACAUUUAGUAUGCUAUUUCGACAUACACAUUUAGAAUGUUAUGUCAUUAGCAACAUUUAG
Molecule: messenger RNA, 1027 nt
Organism: Cuscuta europaea
Lineage: Eukaryota; Viridiplantae; Streptophyta; Magnoliopsida; Solanales; Convolvulaceae
Source: the annotation of a GenBank genome assembly